CAUUUCACCCUUGGCAACAUCUGAUUUUGUGUCUACUUUUCUUUCAUCCUGUCGCUCUUUUUGCUGUCGUCGCACAUCCGGAACAAUGUCGCGCUAUCACCUGAGCAGCACCUCCCGCGCCCUUUACCGCGUCUUCGUUGCACCAAAUCUCGCUCCUCGUCUUCAGAUCCCGCUUCGAUGCGCGCCCACAUUCUCCCUCAACAUACCAUUACUUCCCAUCACCGCUGUGCGCACAAAAACCAAUAAGCCAGCAGUACGACAAGCGCUGUCCGACCUUUACACCUUUGACAAUGCUAUCCAAGCCGACACAAUUAAUCUUAUCGACAAGCAUGGCACCUUCUUAAAAAACGUAAACUUCCAGGAUGCAAUGCGCAAGUUCAACCGCGUAACUCAUCACCUCCUCCUCAUCUCCGAAGGCCAGGUCAACGAGUAUGGCGAGCCGGAUCCGGAGCACCCCCCAACAUGCAAGAUCAUCAGCAAGAUCGACCUUCGAAUGCAAUACAACAGAAGAAUAGAGGUCGCAAGGAAACUUGAAAAGGGCCCCAGUACAAAGAACCUAGAGCUCAACUGGGCUAUUGCUGGCGGGGAUCUGAAGCACAGGCUGAACAAGCUAGAGGGCUUUUUGAUAGAGGGAAAGAAGGUCGAGGUCUUGUUCAAGCCCAAGAAGAGGGGGAAGAAGGCAACCGAAGCGGAGGCCAAGGGCGUGUUGAAAGCUGUCACUGAUCUUGUGGAUACUUGCAAAGGCGCUGGAGAGGUCAAGCGAGAGGGAGAUGUAGGCGGUUUUUUUACCAUUGUGUUCCAGGGGACAGAUCUUCGGAAGACCAAUACGGGGAAGAAGGCUCUGCCGGACAAUCAGGCCAAUUCGGAAGAGGACACAAACGCAGAGAAAGAGACCAAGUUCAACAAGAACCAGCGUACUGCACAGAUGGACCACGCCAAGGGUGGCACAGAUGCGUUUGGCGCACACGGAUUCUAG
Messenger RNA from Paraphaeosphaeria sporulosa, 976 nucleotides. RefSeq lists its product as uncharacterized. Lineage: Eukaryota; Fungi; Ascomycota; Dothideomycetes; Pleosporales; Didymosphaeriaceae. Bases 86 to 976 code for a protein of 296 amino acids. Gene Ontology annotation, molecular function: translation initiation factor activity; ribosome binding. The record is from RefSeq and is a predicted model, not a curated record. Gene Ontology annotation, cellular component: mitochondrion. Gene Ontology annotation, biological process: mitochondrial translational initiation; ribosome disassembly. The transcript is spliced from 2 exons.